AUGGCUGAUUGGCAGAAGGAAGGAUGGUUGCAUAUCAACGAUGAGCGUAACCCUCCUCCUUGGGGACGUAUUGGUUUCCCAGAGGAUAUUGUUGGUAGUGUGGAGAUCAAAGAUGGUGUGAUUCAAAAGGGAACAUAUCAACCUAUGCCUGCCCAUCGUUUGAUGACUCGUGAUGGUAUCUUUAAACUCUCGGAACCAUUGACCAACCUCGUUGUGAACGAAGCUAAAAAGAAGGCAUCUCAAUAA
Mucor mucedo is the source of this 246-nucleotide messenger RNA. RefSeq lists its product as uncharacterized. The coding region runs from base 1 to 246 and encodes 81 amino acids. The record is from RefSeq and is a predicted model, not a curated record. NCBI's taxonomy places the organism in Eukaryota, Fungi, Mucoromycota, Mucoromycetes, Mucorales, Mucoraceae. The transcript is spliced from 2 exons.